GUUCAGCGCCUUAUCUGGGCGUUCACGCUCUUCACGAACAUCAUCUGGUGGGCACCGACUAUGAUCAAGGCUCGGUACACGUAUACUCCCAAACCUUUGGGCCAACUCAAGCUUGCUGAGAGGUAUUAUCGCGCUCCCGCACCGGGAGACAUGAGGACUCCCUGUCCCGGGUUAAACACGUUGGCGAACCAUGGGAUCAUCCACCGUAACGGCAAGAAGAUCAACCCGAUCGACCUCUUCCACGCCCUCCGCGACUACUAUUCCGCGGACUUCUUCACCUGCUUCUCCCUCCUCUCCGGUGCUCUCCAAGUCGGUCUCUCCGAUGACGGGUACACCCUCGACCUUGGCCGAAUCGGCCUCCACAACUUCAUCGAACACGAUGCUUCGAUUUCGCGCCCAGAUUCCGGAUGGGGAAAGCAGGAGUGUCCGGAUAUGGAAUUAGUGAAGAAGUUCUGUGAGUUUGGCCGUGGUGAGGGGGAGGGUAUGAUUGGGGUGAAGGAAAUUGCGAGGUUUAGGGUGAUGAGGGAGAGGGAGUGUCAAAGGCAUAAUCCCCAGUACGAGCUUUCUGGUCUUCACCCGUUCAUCACGCGUGGUGAGCCGGCGCUCAUCCUUGACGUUUUUGGUGAUGGGUAUGGGACGGAUAUCCAUGUCUCCACUACGAUCAUCGAGACUUGGAUGGGGAAGGAGACUUUCCCUGCUGGGUAUGUUCCG
Molecule: messenger RNA, 711 nt
Organism: Saitoella complicata NRRL Y-17804
Lineage: Eukaryota; Fungi; Ascomycota; Saitoellomycetes; Saitoellales; Saitoellaceae
Product: Cloroperoxidase
Exons: 2
Molecular function (GO): peroxidase activity
Source: RefSeq, a predicted model, not a curated record